AUGGCUGUCUACUGCUGGGGUAAUACAACCCACGGUGAGCUCGGUCUCGGUGGGAUUGAGGAGGAACAGGUAUUAGUCCCACGAAAGAUGGAGUGGUCACACGCGGAAGAUGUGACCCAGGCGGCCUGCGGAACCACACACACGCUGUUCCUCACGAAAGAGGGCAAAAUGUACGCCUGCGGGAACAAUGACCACGGUCAGCUUGGCCACGAUACGGACACGCUACCGAACAAAAGGCCACGUAUGUCCAGAUUUAAACUGUUGGCAUCGCUGGAGAAUUAUAUCAUAACGCGUAUCAGCUGUGGGACGGCCCACUCGCUCGCCCUAACGAACUGGGGUCAGGUGUUCAGCUGGGGCUCAAAUGCAGUCGGUCAGCUGGGACACGAUACGGAAAAUGGACGUCAGCCAACACCACGCAUGAUAAAGGCGAUCGGUGCAAAGCACAUCGUGCAGAUCGCUUCCGGCCAUUACCAUUGCCUUGCGCUAACAAACAAUGGCGAACUGUAUGGUUGGGGUUCGAACUCCUACGGACAGCUUGGCAUUGGUACCACGAAUGAGAAGGUUCCUAUGCCCACGUUGGUAAAAUCGUUGACCGGUGUACCGAUUGCUUUUAUCGCCUGUGGUGGAAAUCAUAGUUUUGCUGUAUCCAAAUCGGGUGCAAUUUUCGGCUGGGGUAAAAACACUUUCGGCCAGCUCGGACUGAACGACCUAAAUUCGCGCUGCUAUCCGACACAGUUGCGUACCCUUCGCAGCUUGGGCGUCCGUUACAUCAGCUGUGGUGAUGAUUUUUCCGUAUUUCUCACCAACGAAGGAGGUGUGUUUACAUGUGGUGCAGGAACGUUCGGCCAACUGGGACAUGGUAGCUGUAGCAACGAGAUACUGCCCCGGAAGGUGUUUGAGCUGAUGGGCAGUAAAAUAACGCAGAUUGCAUGCGGCCGAAGACAUACGCUGGCGUUUGUGCCUUCCCGUGGGAAGAUAUACGGAUUCGGGCUUAGCGGUGUCGGUCAGCUAGGGAUAGGAAUGUUAGGCAACUUUAACACUCCACAGAUUGUUCGUGGACCAUGGUUCAAAACAGAAUUUGAACCGUCAGGCUGUGAUGAAACCCAAAUAACUGUUAGCCGCAUAUUUUCCGGUGGCGAUCAGUGCUUUGUUUCGGCGUUGGGGAACGACGAUCCUGCCGAUUUCCGUGUUUAUGACAAGAGCACGCAGAUUCUUUCCUUGUCGCCAGAAAUCGGACGGGAGUUAGCAAACAUUGAACCAGAACAAACGGUCGAGCUCGAUCUGAUGUCGUCGGUGGAGACGAUCUUCAAAUCGUUGGCUUGUAUGAACGGUUCACUACUGAUGCCAAACGAGCAACACUUUUGCUGCACUUCGAAACACCCGGGCGUGGAUAUGGACGCGGCAGAGGAAACGUUCGAUGAGAUACGGAAGAUUGAACGCGAAUCAAUCCGCCAGCUGAUUCGCGAUUCGAUCGAAUCAGACUUGCUCGGUGCCUUAACGCCUUCACCGGCCGACGUAGAAACGUUGCGGAUUUAUCUGGUGUUGCCACUGUACCAUGAGUUUAUCAACCCGAAACACUACCAAAAGCUCCACUCACCGUUCUGCCAAUCGGUGCUAAAGCUGGCGAAAAACGCGUAUGAAAUCGUGGUGAACUGGUGGGGUAACCAAUCGAAGGAAUACUUCGAGCGUAUGGUGGAAAAUUUUAAGAGCGUCAUCCUGUACAUGAUCAACUUUAAGCUCCCGCGUGUGGUUGGUACGACGAACAAGCAGGAGGUCCGGUACGAUCCGCAUCUGGCCGCCAUGCUGGACAUAAUAGCGGUGCUGUACUGGAUCAAUCACCACAAGCGCACGCAGAAGCUACCGUACGAGCAGUUCCACAUCAACGAGAUUGACGAUCUGGUCGACAUCCGGCAGGACUACAUGCGGUGGACGACGGACACGAACGGGGUAACGUUUUCGCUCUGUAACUAUCCGUUCAUCUUCAAUGCCGCUGCCAAGAUGUUGCUGCUACAGACUGAUCAGAUGCUGCAAAUGUACCAAGCGAUGCAGAGUGCUGCGACGGUUAAUCUGCUGUCGAUGCUGUGUUCUCCGAUGCCCAGUUCCGCCUCGCAGUACAUUGUGCUGAACGUGACGCGCGAAAAUAUUGUACAGGAUACGAUCCGCGAGCUGUCGCACUAUGCGGCGAGCGAUCUGAAGAAACCGAUCAAGAUAAAGUUCUGCGGUGAGGAGGCGGAAGAUGCGGGGGGUGUGCGGAAGGAGUUUUUCAUGCUGCUGCUGCGGGACAUUCUCGAUCCGAAGUACGGUAUGUUUAAAUCGUUCGACGAUUCACGCACGAUCUGGUUUACGGAGGAUUACUUCGAUAACGAUGAUAGCAUGUUCGCCCUGAUCGGCAUACUGUGCGGGCUGGCGAUCUAUAACUUCACGAUCAUCGCCCUACCGUUUCCGCUCGCGCUGUACAAGAAGCUGUUGGGUGAGGAGGUUGACAUGAAGGAUCUGCAAGAUUUAGCCCCGAUGGUGGCAAACUCGAUGCAAAACAUACUGGAUUACGAUGGGGCGGAUCUGGAGGAGGUGUUCGGUCUGUCCUUUACCAUCACGCGGGACUAUUUCGGAGAAAUUCAGACCAUUCCGCUAAAACCGGACGGCGAAAACAUUCGAUUAACGCAAUCGAACAAACAAGAGUUCGUCCAGCUGUACAUUGACUACGUGUUCAACAAAUCGGUGGAGAAGUCAUUCCGAUCGUUUCACGCCGGCUUUAUGCGCGUGUGCGGUGGUCGCGUGCUGAAGCUAUUCAAAGCAUACGAGCUGAUGUCGGUGGUGGUAGGAAAUGAAGAGUACGAUUGGGUAGCGUUAGAGGAAAAUGCCGAGUACAAGAACGGCUACAAGUGCAGUGAUCAGACGAUACGAUGGUUUUGGGAGGUAUUUCACGAGUUGCCACUGGAAGAGAAGAAAAAGUUUCUACUUUUCCUUACCGGCUGUGAUCGUAUACCGAUCAUGGGCAUGAAAGCGAUCAAGAUAUACAUUCAACCGACACCGGACGACAAGUUUCUGCCGGUGGCACACACCUGCUUUAAUCUGCUCGAUCUACCUCAGUACCAAACGAAGGAGAAGCUCAAGUACAAAUUGCAACAGGCAAUUCAACAAACUCAAGGCUUUAGCUUGGUGUGA
Anopheles marshallii is the source of this 3165-nucleotide messenger RNA. RefSeq names its product probable E3 ubiquitin-protein ligase HERC4 (gene Herc4). The transcript is spliced from 9 exons. Lineage: Eukaryota; Metazoa; Arthropoda; Insecta; Diptera; Culicidae. Gene Ontology annotation, molecular function: ubiquitin-protein transferase activity. Bases 1 to 3165 code for a protein of 1054 amino acids. The record is from RefSeq and is a predicted model, not a curated record.